Molecule: messenger RNA, 1078 nt
Organism: Tachysurus fulvidraco (yellow catfish)
Lineage: Eukaryota; Metazoa; Chordata; Actinopteri; Siluriformes; Bagridae
Gene: pkig
Product: protein kinase (cAMP-dependent, catalytic) inhibitor gamma
Exons: 3
Coding region: 267-497 (76 amino acids)
Biological process (GO): negative regulation of cAMP-dependent protein kinase activity
Cellular component (GO): nucleus; cytoplasm
Molecular function (GO): cAMP-dependent protein kinase inhibitor activity
Source: RefSeq, a predicted model, not a curated record
CAUUGGUUGUAGGCUAAAGCUCCAUUUUGCAAACAGCUGUUUGAGAUAUAAACCUCGCCCACUGGAUUUCAAUGGGGUUGUCAAAGAAACGUCGGGCUUGACGACGCUGCUGUCUCUUCGUGACGGACUUUGCUCAUCGAAAACGCCAAAUUAAUUCAAAAUGACCGAAAAGAAAGCCGAAAUAUAGCUUGAGAGAAGAGAAGGUCCAGCUGCGUGCUAACAAGUGGAGUACAUGAAGGUGGAAUGAGAAGACAGGUCAUGGGCAGAUGAUGGAUGUCGAGUCAUCAUACUCGGAUUUCAUUAAUUGUGAUAGGACGGGCCGCAGGAACGCAGUGCCAGACAUUAAGGGAGAGGGAACAGUGGUGGGCACCAGCGAGCUGACAAAAGACAUGGCUGGGAUGGACCUGAAGGCAGGAGAAGCCGAUGCUGCCGGGGCUCCUGCUGCCGAAGCGGAAGCCUCGAGUAGUCAGGAGCAAGGGAAAGAAGGAGCGUCUUAAAGAUGAAGGAACUCAAAGAGGAGAACCACCACAUCCUCUCUCGUUCCCCACACUGUGUGCGGUGAGGAGCUGCUCUGAGCUGGGGCAUGCUUCAUGCGCCUGAACGCUCUUGCGUCCCUGAGAGACUCCAGGAGAAACCACUACACAGAAUGGAUUUGCAAUGAACAACACCACACUCUAAAUUGCGUUAUUCCUGCCACUCCUCAGAAGAAACUCUGACUUUUUGAUGCCUUUUCCAUUCUGAACAUGUGGAAAAUAUGAGAACCUGGGUUCAGAACUUCAUGAUCUCAAACCAAGAAAUACCAAAUAAUACCUGUGAUGAGGAUUACGAGUCCAUUUGAUUUUCUCUUCUUUUUUUAAAGUAACAAGCAUAGUUGUGACAAACAGGGAAAAUAUUUAUUUCUAAUAUUCCCUGAGGUCGAUAGUUUUGUGUUUCUGGAUUACAUUAUAUAAUUUACAGUGUAUGUAACAUUAUUAACAAUAUUUGUAUAGUACAUGAGUCAAAGCUUUCUGCUCACUCGAAAAACUGCUUUUGUUUUCUCUUUAUAUUGUAUGUUCCUCAAUAAAUGGGAAUGAUGGUA